AUGAAUCCGAAUUAUACAUAUCAUGAGGCGCCUCAGAGCCAACUCAGCCAAUUUCAAUAUGCCACCCCAAGUCCACUUCCGGUCCCAACACAGUCCACACCACCGUCAAGGACGCCAUUAAGACCCCCAUCGGAGACGCCCUCUCAAAUCGUCAAGCGUAGAAGCACAGUCGCUUGUAAACGGUGCAGGCGCCUUCGCUCCAAAUGUGUUCACGAGACGAACAACCCCCCUUGCGAGGCGUGUCGAGACGCCGGAGUAUCUCAUGAGUGCUCGUUCCCCCUGCGCGGGGACAAGGAUGUGGACCGGGCCUUUCGCAGACGACCAGGCCCAGCCGCUUCGUCCCCAAGAAAUCCAGGUCCAGUUCAAGGGGCUGCUGGCGGAACUGGGACAUUCAACUUCACACGGCCGAUAGCUCCAGCCGCGCACAUGCAAGUGGAUCGGGAGCGGCAAAGGACCCCAGUGGGCCCCUCGAUUGAUGUAUCCUUGGGUCUCCCAACACCCGGGAUGGACCGUGACGAUGUCUUGCCGCCACCUGGGGAAGUCCUAGAGGGGUGCAACGUCUUUGUCACAUCUUACUUCCAGCUAGGCUUCAUCCCGAAGACCAUCUUUCUAGAAAGCCUUAAACAAGACCCAAACUCGGCGAGUCCAUUCCUUUUGGCAUGUAUCCUGUCCAUAUCUGCACGUUUCACACCUUCCUUGGUCCAGAGAUAUGGAAAUCCUAAAAACGCCACGGAUCACUUCUUGGAAGCUGCCAAGGCUAUGGUUCCCUCGGAGAUGUACCAGCCAUCUCUCGCACGCAUCCAAGCUUUUUUUCUGCUAGCUAUAUCUCAGUGGGGAAAUGGGAACCAUGAGAGGUCCAGCAUGGAUAUGGGGAUCGCUGUGAGGAUGGCUUCCAUUCUGAAACUUCACCGCGAGGAGACAUAUUACGUGGACCAGAAUAGCUCGACGAACCAGGUGAUCCGCUCUGAGAGUGCUCGGCGCGUCUUCUGGAUGAUACAGAGCCAGGAAAAUCUCCAUUCUGGGUAUAACACUCCAGCUCCGUUACCACUUGAGACCAUCACCACGCUGCUUCCGUGUAACGAGGUAGACUUUGCUUUUGGCACUAUACCCGUUGAACGAUCUGCCCUGUCAGGUACGCCUCCUGCUCUGAUAGAUCCAAACCUUGUCUAUUCUCCAUCAAGAUGCCUGUUCGCAACCUUGAUACAGGUUCACGGUCUCUGGGGCAGCGUGGCCAGGAGGGCACGUCGGUCGGAUCAAGUCAUGUGCAGAGUCCCGCCAUGGGAUAACCAGAGCGAGCUCCAGAAACUAACGCUCGAAUUGUACAACUGGGAAGUUACUCUGCCCGUCAGGCAUACCUUUUCUAUGGCGAACUUGAGGGGCUGGAAGGGAGAGUCUCUACAUUUGGCAUAUCUAUCUGUUACCAUGGUCCUCCGUCUCUCCAACAUCGUCAUUCGUCGUAUUUACCUCGAGGAUAUGCUAGCUGAGCUCAGUCCAAGUAAUGGCAGCCAAACUUUGGAGCCUGAGUCACCGACAAUGGGUAAUGCAAAUGACAGCAGAAGACCGCGUCUAGGCUCAAGUCCAUUUUCCGAGGGGGGACAGCCCUACAUCGAGCCAACAUACGGGGGUUCACCUCCAGGGUUCUGGAAAGGCAUCGCGGAAAUACUCUUCAAGGAUGUAUGGGAACUCCACGAACAGAUAGACGCCUACUUCAAAAUGCGCUCCCCCGACGAAGGAUUCCCCCAGAUCCUCGUUUUCUGCGUGUACAUGUGUGGCUCUCUCAGCUCCCACCUGAUGCGAUAUCCCGCCCUCUGCCCAAGGAUCGCAGCGAACGGCCUAGCAGAGAGGAUGGCCGAAAGGAGUUUAGAAGUGCUCACUGAGCUUCAUGCCGCCUGGCCAACGAGCUCGAAGUGGCAGAGGGGGCUCCAACACAUCGCCACUCCUGUACAGAAUAUGAGCCCUUGCACAGAUGGCGAAACGCCUCAGCAGCACCCAUUCAACACGACCCCUGGAUCUAUGAAUAGUGAUGUGAACAGGACGUCUGUGCCGCCCAUGUUACAAACAUUUGCCCCAGAUCAUUUUCAGCAACAAGGGCCGGGAGCUGGAUAUCAGACAUCGGUCCAGAAGCCUGAUGGAAUGCUGGGUGAACUGUUCAACGCGCUUCCCCCGGAUAAUCAGCUGUCCAAGCUUGGCAAGGCCCCGACUAACUCACUUCCAAACGAGCUCUUAGAAAUGGAGAUGAAUGCAUUCCUUCAAGGUGGUUUCCAUGGCGGUCCUAGUGAGGGUUGGUUGAGUGGUGCUAACUUCUUGGGGGACUGA
This is a messenger RNA of Clonostachys rhizophaga, 2316 nucleotides long. Lineage: Eukaryota; Fungi; Ascomycota; Sordariomycetes; Hypocreales; Bionectriaceae. The record is from the annotation of a GenBank genome assembly.